This is a messenger RNA of Lithohypha guttulata, 600 nucleotides long. RefSeq lists its product as uncharacterized. The record is from RefSeq and is a predicted model, not a curated record. Gene Ontology annotation, molecular function: ATP binding; ATP hydrolysis activity. The transcript has a single exon. The coding region runs from base 1 to 600 and encodes 199 amino acids. Gene Ontology annotation, cellular component: mitochondrial inner membrane. Lineage: Eukaryota; Fungi; Ascomycota; Eurotiomycetes; Chaetothyriales; Trichomeriaceae. Gene Ontology annotation, biological process: protein insertion into mitochondrial inner membrane from matrix; mitochondrial respiratory chain complex III assembly.
AUGCUCGGCAUGCUACCACAAAGUUCCAACGAGAGUGUCACAGACAGCAGCGACGAUCAGGAAAGCAGGUCGAGGCACAGAAAGAGAAGGAACGCCAAGUCUCGGCGCAACCAUAAUCGAGAAGAUAACAAGAAAGGCAAGGAUAAGCCAGCAGCACAAGUGACACUAUCAGGUCUUCUUAAUGCUGUCGAUGGCACGGCUGCCCCCACUGGCCACAUCUUCAUCAUGACAACCAACCACAAGGAGCGACUCGGCGAAGCCAUGAAGCGUCGAGGUCGGGCGGAUCGGGACGUGUUCUUUGGCUACGUGACGCGAGAGCAGACAUGGGAUCUCUUCCUGGAGGUUUAUGAUUCCGAUCCCGAUAUGGAAGAAGAAGCUCGACCAUACGAUAGAAACAUAUUACACCUACUUGCAGAGAGGUUUGCCGACAUGAUAGCUCCGGAAACGCUUCCUCCCGUCUCGACCCAGGAGUAUUUGCUGACGCAUGAUGAGGACCCUCAAGCAGCUAUCGAUGCAGUUGCAGUGUGGUACGAAGAAGAGCUUGCUUAUGUGCAAGAAGGUAAAGACGAUGAACAAAAGGAUGUAACACUAGAUACCUGA